AGGAGGAGGACGCCUCGUAGGCAGCAGCGCUGCCUGCCCGGAUCCCGCCUUGAGAGCGCUGCCAGCGGCGGACGGGGGAAGAAGGCAGACGUAAGCAGGCUAACUAUAGCAUCUCCCCGGAGCCGGGAGGGAGGCAACCUGGGCGCGCGGGCGAGAGGCGGGCAGCCUGCGCCAUUCCCGGAGCUGACCUGCCCGGCCGAGAAGCGGCGUCGCUACAGGUGACUCGGGUUCUCCACCACAUCCCACCCCCACCCCCACUCGGAGCAGAGGACAUGGGUCUGCCUUGGCGGCUCCUCGCGGUCCUGCUCUUGGCUCACCUGGGCUCGGCCGCCGAUGGCAGCCCGGGGCAGGCGGCGCCUGGCAAAGGGAAAGUGGCGAGAGAGAAGCAGGCGGUAUACCUCAGCGACAAGAGCGCGGCGGCUCCUCGGUGGAGCGGUUCCCCGGAGAAGAACCCCAUCUUGGCCCAGAGGCUGCCCCUGGAGGUGCCCGCCAAGGUGGCCUCGUUCCUUUACACGGGCGACUCGCGGGAGCUGAGGCACGCCAACUGCUCCGGGAGGUACGAGCUGGCUCCCCCCUGGGCCGGGAAGUCCCGCCUGGCCGCCUCGCACCCGUCGCUGCACGGCGCCCUCGACACGCUCCUGCACGCCACCAACUUCCUCAACACCAUCCUGCAGAGCAACCGGAGCCGCGAGCAGAACUUGCAGGAGGACCUGGAGUGGUACCAGAGCCUCAUCAAGAGCCUGCUGGAAGGGGACCCCAACAUCUCCCGGGCGGCCAUCACCUUCAACCUGGAGCCCUGGUCCUCGGCCCCGCAGGUCUUCCUCCAGGCCGUCCGGCAGGACAGCCAGAUCCUCCUGCAGGACUUGUCUCCCGGGGCUCACCGCCUGGCCAACGCCUCCAGCGAGACCGAGUGGUUCCACGCCUGGAAGCGCAAGGGGAGGCCGCACCAGCACCGCAAGGUCUUGAGUCCUCCCGGUGCCAAGGCUUUGGAGGGCAGCCUGAAGAGGAGGGAUGGGCACCCGGCGGCCUCCGAGAGGAGCCACAUCAAGUGGUCCUCUCCCUACCUGGAGUGUGAGAAUGGGAAUUACAAGCCGGCCUGGCUGGUCACCCUCUCGGCAGCUUUUUAUGGGCUUCAGCCGAACCUCCUUCCUGAAUUCAGGGGUGUUGUGAAAGUGGACCUAAACUUACAAAAAGUGGACAUUGACCAAUGUUCAAAUGAGGGCUGGUUUUCAGGAACUCACACAUGCCACUUAAAUAGCUCCGAGUGUGUGCCAGUGAAGGGCCAUGGAUUUGUACUCGGAGCCUACAAGUGCGUUUGUAAGGCUGGAUUCUAUCGUCCCAAAAUGUUUUCAAUGAACGGCUUUCACAGAAAGGUUGCAGAGAGCCAUUUUUCUGGAGGCGAGAUGUCGGAGAAAAUCUACAGCUGCUUACCCUGCAGGGAAGGAUGUUCUUACUGCACAGAUGAUACUCCCUGCUAUGCACAGGAGGACAAGUAUUUACGGCUAGCUAUCAUCUCAUUCCAAACUCUCUGUAUGCUGUUGGACUUCAUAAGCAUGCUCGUGGUCUACCGUUUUCGCAAAGCAAAGAGCAUUAAGGCAUCUGGUCUCGUUCUCUUGGAGACUAUCCUGUUUGGGUCACUGCUUCUUUACUUCCCGGUUAUCAUUUUGUACUUUGAGCCAAGCACAUUUCGCUGCGUUCUCCUAAGAUGGGUUCGCCUUUUGGGAUUUACUACUGUUUAUGGAACUGUUACACUCAAGCUGCACAGGGUUUUGAAAGUGUUCCUGUCACGGACUGUUCAGCGAAUGCCAUAUAUGACAGGCGGGCGCGUGAUGAAGAUGCUGGCUGUGAUAUUCCUGGUGGUGCUUUGGUUCCUAAUAGGCUGGACUGCUGCAGUCUGCCAAAACCUGGAGCGAAACAUUUCUCUCAUUGGCCAAGGACAAACCUCAGAUCAUCUGAUCUUCAGCAUGUGCCUGAUAGACCGGUGGGAUUAUAUGAUGGCUAUUGCUGAAUUUUUAUUCCUCUUGUGGGGCGUUUAUCUCUGCUAUGCAGUGCGGACCGUGCCCUCGGCGUUUCACGAGCCACGUUAUUUGGCUGUUGCGGUUCACAUUGAGCUCAUUAUCUCUGCUAUAUUCCAUGCAAUUAGGUUCAGUCUUGCCUCAAGACUUCAGUCUGAUUGGAUGCUGAUGUUGUUCUUUGCACACACACACUUGACUGUGACAGUCACCAUUGGGUUACUUCUGAUCCCGAAGUUUUCCCGUUCAAGCAAUAACCCGCGAGAUGACAUAGCUGCUGAGGCUUAUGAAGAUGAACUCGACAUGGGAAGAUCUGGUUCCUACCUGAACAGCAGCAUCAAUUCAGCUUGGAGCGAGCAUAGCUUGGACCCGGAUGAUAUUAGGGAUGAGUUGAAGAAGCUGUAUGCCCAGCUGGAGAUUUAUAAGAGGAAAAAGAUGAUCACCAACAAUCCACACCUCCAGAAGAAGAGGUGCUCCAAAAAGGGCUUGGGUCGUUCAAUCAUGCGAAGAAUUACAGAGAUCCCUGAGACAGUCACCAGGCAGUGCUCCCGGGAGGAAAAGGACUUUCUGGAGCAUGGGGUUUCGAAGAAUACUCCUGCGACAAAGAAGAACCCACCGGAUUCUGGGGGACACAUCAAACCAAAGGAAGAAUCCCUGAGGAACCGAGUCUUCUCGUUGAAGAAGUCUCACAGCACUUACGACCACGUCCGGGAACCGGCCGGAGAGCCUAACAGCUUAACAACAGAAAGCGUGGAGGUCAUCACAGCUACCGAGAAUUCCUUGCUGGAUUCUGCCCCUGGGAAAAAGACCGCAGACAAAGCGGAAGCAACGUCCACUGAAAACGUCCCUUUGGUUUGCAAAUCCGUGAGCGCUCACAAUUUAAGUGCAGAUAAGAAACCCCUUCACCCCAGAACGUCAGUGUUGCAGAAAUCGCUCAGUGUUAUUGCCAGUGCCAAGGAGAAAACGCUGGGGCUGGCCGGGAAAAUGCAAAGCGAAGAGGGCGGCAAGUCCCACAAGUCUCAGCAGAAGGGCAAAGAGGGGAGCAAGAAGCACUCGGGCGCCGAUAAAAGUGAGCAUAAGGAUUCACACCGGAAAAACUCUGCCCAUGCGGAUGAGGCGAAGAAGCCCCAUAAAUCUGGGAUAAUGAAGCAACAAAAGUCCAGUCAGGCAGCUGGAAACCCUGAGGCAGCAGCAGCAGAUAAGACCCUGCCAAAGGGCAAAGUUGACAUAGAAGAGGUUUGCCCUUGGGAAAUCUAUGACCAGAGCCCGGGGUCUGGGCUUUCUGAUUCUAAAGCUCAAAAGCACGUCUCCAUUGCUUCCUCUGAAUCAGAGAAGCAACCCUCUUCCCAGGCCAAGGGCAAAACGCCCCACAAGACUGUGGAAGGGAAUCAGCUUCCCAAUCAAAAGAGCACAGAUAGAUGUGAAGUCUGCCCUUGGGAGACCCAAGAAGAAGAACUGCCGAGUUCGAAGGCUCAGCGGGAUGUUCCCGGGAUAAAGGGCGAAAAUGCUAAUAAACAAUGUGCCCCCAGCGUUUCUGCUGGAGAUCCCAAGGAACUGCUCAAAAAGACAACAGCACAAACCACAGAUAUCAAUAAACUGGGAGGCCAGACAAAAAAUUCCUCCUCCUCUCCAGCAGGGAAUGUGCUUCCCUCUGAUUCUGCCAGGCCGGCAGCUAGUAACUCACAGCAACCUUUAAGGUCGCGUAUGGAAAUCUGCCCUUGGGAGUACGAGGCACCAGAGUUACCCAAAGGGGAGAAAAGUAUAGCUUUAUCGAACGCUACCAGUUUAAGCUCAAAUAAAAUGGCGGCGCAUCCUAAAUAAAGAGGACUUAUUAGAGUGUUGGGAAGAGAAGCGAACACCUGAAUGAGAAAGGGCUGAAAAAAAGGGAGGGGGGAAAGGUCCCAAGGAUCUUCAAAUUCCAAAGGAGCAUCAGUUCAGCAGGCAACGAGCACCUUCACUACAUAGGAACUAGGCAAAGUGAAUUGUCUCUUGUUUGUUUGUUUAUUGUUGAGUGCCAACGGGGUUAUCAGUGCGAUCCAGAAUAUGAGGAACUGUGGCCCUUCCCUGUCCCCCAAAAAGAGUUUACAUUCCAAAUGAGCGAAAACAUGCCUUUAGAAAUAAUUUAUUUUUUUGGUAAUAAUGUGUGGGGUUGGUAAGUAGGCGACAUCAAAGUAAUGAAGAUCAAAUGUAAUUAUUCCUAAAGGCCCUGUAGUGCAUAAUGUGGGUUACGAAUUCAUUAAAUGUCAUAAAAUCUAAUGGAGUUGUUCUGAAAGGCCUCGGAUCAGAUGUAGGAUACCACCGAGACUCGAAGCAAAUGGAUGCAGAGAUAAAAUUGUUUGCUGUGGGAGCAACUCCAGAAACGAAAACGAAACAAAGAAAAGCAUGGCUUUUCACUUUCACAGGAUCAUAGAAUUGCAGAAUUGGAACCCAGCCCCCUCCUUAUCUCUGCCCUUGAUAGCACUGCUAACUUAAUGCACCCCCCUCCCCAAUUAUAUUUUUAUAUGAUUGCUCUCAUUUUUCUUAUAAAUGUAUGUACUCUGUGUCUCAUAUUUAAGCAUUCCAGUUUGUAUAAUGUUUGCAAAUAACUUUGAUAUGAUUAUGUGACACAACACAUUUAUGCAAUCUGCAGGUAAAAUCGAAUGUGUGCAAUUUUAAAAGCAAAACUUGCUCUAGAAAUUGGUUGAUUUCUAGGACUUACAGCAAAGCUCCCACAGGCUCAUUGAAGCUGUAAGAAAACACACUGG
Molecule: messenger RNA, 4756 nt
Organism: Zootoca vivipara (common lizard)
Lineage: Eukaryota; Metazoa; Chordata; Lepidosauria; Squamata; Lacertidae
Gene: GPR158
Product: G protein-coupled receptor 158
Biological process (GO): G protein-coupled receptor signaling pathway
Cellular component (GO): membrane
Molecular function (GO): G protein-coupled receptor activity
Source: RefSeq, a predicted model, not a curated record